ACAUAUUUUUAGUAGAUCAUAUAGAUUUGUAGAUAAUAACCCCACUUUUUUAACCUUUAAAUUUUACAUUUUUUAACAUUUUUAACUUAAAUUUUUCCAUUUUCUAAAGUUUUAACUUAAAUUUUUAGCAUUGUACUACAAAGAUUGAUAUUGUACAAUGUUUAUUGCAUCAAGAUGUCGUGCAAUUUCACACAGAGCUCCAUCCUUAAUUUUCCCCAAGUUUGGUCAAAAAAGAGAUUCUAGUUUUCAAUCCUCCCCAUAUGUUGAAGAUCUUGGCAGUGUUAAUAGAUCAUACGAGGUAACAAAAGAUACAACUGACUGGAGUUAUGUUCAGAGGGUAUUACCACCAAAAGUUGUACCAACUCCUGUUAAAAAGGAUGUAUAUCCCUCAGGCUGGCGACCUCAAACCAUUGAUAUCGCAGAUAAACCUUACUUUAUCAAACGAACAAAGAACCAUAUGAUUCCUUGCUAUUUAGAUAUAGGACAACGUGGUAUUAAAAGAACCACAUUAUUAAAAUCUAUCCAGGGUGAUAUUUGGCAAUUAGAAAAGGAGAUUAAGGAAUUUUUGCAACCGCAAGUUUUUCAAAUUCUCAGGGUACAAGUUAACGAAUUUGUAGGCUAUAUUCGAAUAAACGGAGACCACGUUAACGCUAUUAAAUACUUUCUAGAACAGAAGGGAUAUUGAUGUAUUUUAUUUAUUGUAAAUUGUAUUUUAAGUAGAAAUAAGGAUAUGAAAUAAAAGAACUGUUUAAAUAAAUACAUUUACUUUUAUUUCAGUCAAUCUCCUAAAAUGUAAUUUAAUACUAGGCAUAUAAAUAUAGGAAGAGGUAUUUAUAGAAGGACAGAAAACACUGGAACAUAAACAUGACAACUUUAACAUGUGUCAAAGAACAUAUACAUGCAUAGGUGUAUAAAUACAUAUAGUCUGUCAAAUGAACAACAGACAACAUCCAAAAAAUGACAGAAAAUUCACUUUACCUGUCAGUUAAAAUGUCAGAGACAGAUAACUGUCAUGGAUUCUCUCCUUGAACAGACUAUAUAUAGAAUAUACUACGUGUGUAGACACCUAAAAUUAUCCAUGAGUGGACGUUCCAAUAGCUAUUAUUUUAAGAAAAACAUCCACAUUUAUUAUCUUAAAAUAAAGUAGCAUUUGAACUAUUUUUACAAUUAAUAACAUGCAGAAGAAUCUUCACUGACCAUGUGUUAAUUACUAUUUCUUAAAUAUCACAAUUCAGAGAUUUUUAUGUACUUAUAUUCCUACAUUAUAUAGUUUUAUAUAUUUGUUUUAUUAUUUCUUCAUUUGUUAAUAAUUGCCCAAUUACUAACGAUUUUUCUUUAUUAUUAGUGUGGAUUUACAUGCAUCAGUCAUUGGUUUUAAGCAAUUUUAUUGGUUAUUUCAAAAAUGACCGCUAAUACUUUGUGCUUGACGUGACGGACGACGCAUUACAGAUGCAUGGAAACCCAUAAAUGCACAAUAUCAUAUGCACUAAUAACAAAUUUCUAAUUUUUUGAAUAAGCCAAAUUUCCAAUUUUUUUAAAAGUUACAAGAAAAACUCAAGAGAUCAAUCUUGUUGAAAAAGGAUGGACAAUCAGGAAAAAAUAUAUUUUUUGAAAAAGCAGUGGCGUACCAUUUAUUUUAAUAAAUUAAUCCAGGAGUGUGUGUAUGGACACCACUGGUUCAAGUAGUCUAGGCAGGAUUCAGGACCCCAUGUUUAUAUGAAUUUUUUUCUUAAAAACAGAUGAAGAAUUACAAUUUUUUUUUAUUACUUAGGAAACACCCUGUAUAUAGUUACAAUUUUUUGAAAAAAUUACACGAUUUUUCUUUUCAACCUCAUCAAAAACAAUGUCUUUAUUUUUUAAAUAAGCUGUUUGAAUUUUGUACAAAUCUCAUUGGUUCUUUUAACGUGUCGCUGUUCUGAGAACGGGGCUUAAUGCCGAAAAUAUUUUAGAAAGAUGGAGCAGGUACCUUUAUGUAAAAAUUCAAAUUUUCAUAAAAAUUCUAUAACCUGUUUUCCAUAAACGUCUAACACAGGCAAAACUUUCAGUGUGUUCCCUAGUUAAUGCGUUUUACCUGACAGGGGCAAAAUGUUACAUAAUGUAGACAAGGCUUAAGAAUAAAAAAAAA
Molecule: messenger RNA, 2125 nt
Organism: Sitophilus oryzae (rice weevil)
Lineage: Eukaryota; Metazoa; Arthropoda; Insecta; Coleoptera; Curculionidae
Gene: mRpL49
Product: probable 39S ribosomal protein L49, mitochondrial
Exons: 3
Coding region: 158-685 (175 amino acids)
Biological process (GO): translation
Cellular component (GO): ribosome; mitochondrial large ribosomal subunit
Molecular function (GO): structural constituent of ribosome
Source: RefSeq, a predicted model, not a curated record